AAGGGCCAGUGGGUGGGAGGGGAGGAAGGAAGGAAGCAAGCAAGGGCCUGGUUCAGCUGCUGCUGAGGGGACCUGGCCUCCCCUGUGGCCCUUGGCACCCCUCUCCCAGCAGCCCUGGACCAGCUGCUUCUUUCUUACUUUCAGAUGAAGAAUUUAUAGAUUUCUGAUUUAGUCCAAGUGAUUCCUCAUCAAAUGGAGGGCAAGCAAUCUCCCACAGAAAUUGAUGGUGGUGGUGAUAACCUUCAGAAUUUACAAAACAAAAGGAAAAGCCAGUCUGCUUCCAGUUCAUCAAGAUGCAUCCGCCAGUCUCUUGAGAAUCUUGUGUCUAAUUCAUCAGUUUCUUUGGAUUUGAGUAGAAAGGAUCUACAGCAUCUAACUGAGGAUAUAUACAACUUAUUUAAACUUAAAUAUUUGCAUCUGGAAGGAAAUGCACUGUCUGUAAUUCCUGAAGAUUUCUUUGAGCAGCUGCCAAAUCUUGUUUGGCUAGAUCUGCGGUAUAACAGAUUUAAAGAGCUUCCCUCUGGAAUUGGAUGCCACAAGCAGUUGAAAACUCUGCUCCUAGAAAGAAACCCUAUUAAAAGACUACCUGUUGAACUUGGUAACUUAACCUCACUUACAGCCUUGAAUCUCAGGCACUGCCCUCUGGAGUUUCCACCACCUGAAGUGAUACAGAAGGGACUGCCCAUUAUUUUAUCCUUCCUUCGAAAGUGCAAGAAUAAAAAUAAUGACUAUUCAGAACCAUUUAGCCCAGACUUGUCUUCUCCACUAGAACAAGAAGCAAAGGCCAUUGUUAAAGAAUACAAGAAAAAAUGCGACAGACCACCAGAGCGUAGGAAAGCCUUCAGCGAAUUGUGGAAACAGAUGAGCUUUCUUAAAAUGCCUCCUGUUGAAAAGUUAAACUUGACAGACGUCAUGAAAUCCAGUUUGGAUUUGUCAGAUGGAUGGCCUAAUGAGGAAGAAAUGAUACGAUUUCAGAAGCUAAGGGAUGAAUUUAUCCAAGAUGAAAAAGAAGAGUAUUUGGCUAACAAUUUGGUAGCCAACGAAUCCAUGCCUGCCCUCAGGAGAACCAGGACAAAAGAAAACGUUUCUCAUAAACCAUCCAUGGUUUCAUCCAGGGCCAAGAAGAAUAUGUUUCCUAUAAUUUCAUCACAUGAUUUGAUCAUUCAGAGUAAGAGGAUUGAAGCAUACAAACUAGCAGCACUAAAGGAAAUGAAGGAGAAACAGGCUUUAAUUGAACAAAGGCGAAAAGAUAAAGAAGUGCUUCAGCAAUGGAGAAGACAGACCAAGAAGAUGAGAGAAAAACAGGGACUAUUGUACACAUUUUCACCUGAAAAGGGAGACAUGGGGGUUUCACAACAUGCACCUUAUGCUACUGAUAAUGUCAAAUAUCAUGACAAGCUAGAAGGCUGGAAAGAACCACCCAGACAAGAUGAAAACACGGAGAAGACAAAUAUAAAUGCCAUGAAAACAACAGAUGAUUUAAGAGCUGCCAAAUAUAAGGAAGUGGAAAACCGUAUUAGGCAACAUAUGCUUAUGAUGAAAGAAAGAAGGAAACGGUUAACAGGGAUACCCCAGGAUGAUAUGGAGAGAGCAAAGGAAGACUUUGAAACCGUUGAAAAGCUAGAGGAGGAGAUAGCUGAGAUGAAAAGAGACCAUCACAAGGAGUAUCGGUUCACUGCCUUUACAGGAGAGCUGCCACCUCCAUCUGAAAAUCCAUUACCAGCUCCCAAGGCUCAAAAUAUAUUUUUUAACAUGACAUUUUAAUUAUGUAAAUAUUUCUCAUGUAGGAGCCACCUGCUGCUGCAUACUUUUCAGAUAAUCUGUUUUUAAACAGACUUCAUAAAAUUGUUGUUUUCAA
Molecule: messenger RNA, 1858 nt
Organism: Sceloporus undulatus (fence lizard)
Lineage: Eukaryota; Metazoa; Chordata; Lepidosauria; Squamata; Phrynosomatidae
Gene: LRRC27
Product: leucine rich repeat containing 27
Exons: 12
Coding region: 193-1764 (523 amino acids)
Molecular function (GO): protein binding
Source: RefSeq, a predicted model, not a curated record